AUGACUCUUCAGGAGAUGGUGAAGCAGGCAGCUAGCCUGUACUCAGAUAGAAAAGCAGUUUGGUUUGAUCAAUGCAAUGAUGAACCUCCAACUUUCUACACAUACGCAACACUGGUUAAACUUGCCACGGAGUUAACAGCUUUCCUUCAAAAGCACUGCAGUCACCAAGGAAAAUGUGAAAUAGGCCUUUACUGCUAUCCAGGAAUAAACUUACCCUCUUGGAUCUUAGGAAUCCUUCAGGUUCCAGCUGCUUACUCUCCUAUUGAUCCAGAUGCACCACCAGUGUUAUCUACAUACUUCAUAAGGAAAUGCAAUCUUCGAUAUAUUCUUGUUGAGAAUGACAAAAUAAAGAAAUUUCAAAUGACCCACGUUGGUUGGUUUUCUUGCAAUUCUUCUGCAGUAGAACAUAUGGGUUUAACUCUCUUCCAAACAAGCUGGACCCACACCGAUGUAAAUUCACAAGCAGACAAUGUAAACAGUAAAUAUGAACCUUUCAAGGCUAUGGGUAACUCACAGCCAGGAAAUACUGUUUGCCCAGAGCAACUCAAAGUAAAAACAUCAGAAGGAGGAUACAUGGAUGUUGGCCAGAAAUGCUCUUUAGCAUACGUCUUGCAUACAUCAGGAACUACUGGGACCCCCAAAAUUGUCCGAGUACCUCAUAAAUGUAUAGUGCCAAAUAUUCAUCAUCUUAAAUCCAUAUUUGAGAUCACACAGGAUGACAUGCUAUUCCUGGCUUCUCCUCUAACAUUUGACCCAUCUGUGGUUGAAUUGUUCACUGCGCUGACCAGUGGAGCCUCGAUUCUAGUAGUCCCAAACACCGUUAAAAUGAUGCCUUUGGAGCUGUCUGCUGCUCUGUUUCGCCAUCACCAUGUGACAGUGCUGCAGGCAACACCAACACUUCUCAGAAGGUUUGGAGCUCACAUUAUUAAGUCAACAGUGUUGUCUGCAGAUACUUCACUCCGAAUCUUAGCUCUUGGUGGUGAAACCUUUCCCAUACUGAGUCUCUUGAAAAGUUGGAAGCACCAGGAGAACAGAACAAGUAUUUUUAAUCUAUACGGUAUCACCGAAGUGUCAAGCUGGGCCACUUGCUACAAGAUUCCUGAAGAGGUUUUUAGUGCUGAUUUUAGAACUGAUUUCUCUGUACCUUUGGGAUCACCGCUCCUUGGAACAACAGUUGAGGUCAGAGACGACAACGGUUCUGCAGUUCUAGAAGGCGAGGGACAAGUAUUUAUAGGUGGUGAGGAACGAAUCUGCUUUCUUGAUGAUGAGAUAACUGUACCCCCGGGCACAAUGAGAGAAACAGGGGAUUUUGUAAGAGUGCAGAAUGCACAGAUGGUCUUCUUGGGUCGGAAAGACAAUCAGAUUAAACGUCAUGGCAAACGUUUUAAUAUUGAAUGUUUGCAGCAGGCUGCUGAAGAUCUUUGUCAGGUAGAAGCUUGUGCAGUGACCUGGUACCAGCAGGAAAAACUUAUCCUAUUUGUUGUGCCCACUGGUGAUUUAGAAGAGAGAGAAACUCUUCAAGAACUUCAAAAACGUCUGCCAGCUCACGCAAUUCCUGAUGAGCUUGUACGGAUUAAAUCUUUGCCUUUAACAUCACAUGGCAAAGUUGAUAUAUCUGAACUGAACAAGAUUUACCACAACCAUCUAAACUCCAGAAGGCGUGACAGUAAGCUGAAUGGCGCAGAGGAAUUGUGGGAAAGAUUGCAGUAUUUAUGGAAGUCUGUUCUGGGUUUCCUAGGUGAUUCCAGUGGAAUUUCUAGAGACGCAGUAUUUCUUCACAGUGGUGGAGACUCCUUAAAGGCUCUUCAAUUUUAUGAUGAAAUUGAGAUGCUAGUAGGCAGAGCUGUGCCUGGACUCCUGGAAGUUAUUCUCAGCCGCACGAUCGAACAGGUUUAUACACAUAUUCUUAAAACCGUGUUUCCAGAUGAAGACCAACUAACAAAUAAUGACAAUGCUUUGAAAAGAAAACUAAGUGGGAAUGAUGGAGAGGAAAUCCAUGGAAAAUAUGGUAAACUGAAAUCUGAAAAAAAUCUUGAGGUUGUUCCAGGAUUAAUUUCAUUUAUUGCGCUGAGCAGAGGAAAUCAUUUUCUUUCUAUGAAUUUCACCAAGUCUUUAAUGCAAGCCAAUAAUACAGCACAGGUCGGAGUGGAACCACUACAACAACCAUCCCUUCUGCAUUUAGCGACUCCAAGUAUAAUGAAAAGCCAUGUGCAAGGGCACGAAAUGGAGAAAAACAGAAUUUUAACAGUUAACAACAUGGCAAGUAAAACUGACUGUAGCUCUGUGCAGCAACUCCACGCAGAAUGUAGUCAUGUAACAACAGCAGAGUUGACAUUAUGCAUAAGAUGGAAGUCAAAUACAAGAAAAUGUGUUGAUGCAUCGCCAUUGGUUAUAAUACCUUUUAAAGAUGAAAUAUCUGCAUCUGUAUAUGUUGGCUCUCACUCUCACACAAUGCAGGCCAUUGAUCUAGAUUUGGGAGAAAUAAAGUGGGAGAAGACCCUUGGAGAUCGCAUUGAAUCUUCUGCCUGCAUAUCUAGGUGUGGGAAUUUCAUCAUUGUUGGCUGUUACGACGGCUUAGUGUACGUGCUCCAAAGCAGUGAUGGAGAAACCCACUGGACUUUUGUCACAGAAGAUACCGUGAAAAGCUCUGCAGUUGUAGAUCCUUCCAGCGGGCUAGUCUACAUAGGAUCUCAUGACCAACAUCUGUAUGCUUUGGAUAUUUAUAAAAAGGUGUGUAUAUGGAAAUUGCAUUGCGAAGGUGGAGCUGUGUUUUCCUCUCCUUGUCUAAGUUCUUUUCCACAUCAUGUUUAUGUUGCUACACUAGGAGGACUCUUACUGGCUGUAAACCCGGUGACGGGGAAUAAGAUUUGGAAAAGCUUCCUGGGAAAACCACUUUUCUCCUCUCCUCACUGCAAUGAGAAGUGUGUUUGUAUUGGGUGCGUGGAUGGAAACUUGUAUUGUUAUACUCAUUCUGGAGAAAAGGUUUGGCAGUUUCCCACUAAUGGACCGGUGUUUUCAUCUCCAUGCAUCUCAACUUCAACUAAGCAAGAAAUAUUUUUUGGCUCCCAUGAUCGCUUUAUCUACUGUUGUAAUAUGGAGGGUAAUUUACUGUGGAAAUUUGAAGCUACUUCAAGCGUUUAUGGAACACCAUUUGUUUUCCAAAGCGAUGACUUAAAGAACAAAAUCCUUUUGGCAGCAGUAUCUACAGAUGGCACAGUGUGGAUCCUGAAUGCCAAGAGCGGAACAGCAGAAGGGGUAGCUAAGCUUCCAGGAGAAGUUUUCUCUUCCCCUGUAGUAUGGGGAAGAAAGCUUGUUGUUGGCUGUAGAAAUGAUUAUGUUUAUUGCCUAGAUUUGUGUAUAACAGGAGAAAAAGAACAAGGCUGUUAGGCUGUUACCUUUGUGUUGUUUACAUGUGUACAUUAAGAACUCACAGGUGCUGUCUACCUCUCCGCCUGUUUUGCUGAAGACAAGAGAUGCUCUUUGCAGACUUCUCAGGUAGCAUUUUGCACCAUGACAACAGCCAGAGCAGGUAAGUGAUGCUCGUUGACUUCCCGUACUGACUGAAGGCUGGCUGCUCAGCACCUAGCCCAAAGUUUCACUGUCCCUCCCUCACUUCCCAGCUCAGAUUCAUGAAAGAAAUGGUUUCAAAUGGUUUGGAUGUGAGUGUUGUGCUUUUUACAGGUAUAGUAGGAAAUUAAUAGGUAGCAGUUUGGCUUCAAGCACUUAGACAAUUGGGAGAAACUGGGGUAAGGUGCAGUACUGUGCGACUUGAAUUAACGUGCUUGUCUUGGUGAGGGAGGAACAUGUUCUUUCCUAGGAUCCAGACGAACUUCUCCCCUGGGCUCCUUUCAGCCCAGCCUGUGCCUAGCUCUUCCACGCAUCAGGCUGCUGUUUGUCUGGUUUGAGUGGGUUUCUAUUCCGUGGCAAGGUAACCAAAGUCCUUUGUUGAUUCUAACUUUUAAGAUGAUUUCUGAGGACAUAUCCUGCAUUCCAUGGACUUGGGAGUAAUGACUUUUUGUUAUAGUUUGUAUAAACUACAUAAUUAAUCUUUUGCAAGCCUGAGCCCUCCGUGGCAUCAGUUCAGCCAGGCAUAUACUUUUAAACUCCAUUAAAGUCAACACGAGUUACUUCCUCUAUUCUGAAGUGGAAAGGUACUUUGCUGUGUAUAUUUAUUACAUUGCAAUGCCAAGUUACUGUAUGAGUUCCAAGGUGAAGUGUAUAGUGUUCAAGUCAAUGCUUGCCAAAUCAUUUUUGAAGAAAUUUGAAUUAAUGCUCUUUACAGUGUAUUUACAGAAAACUAUUAAUAAAGGAUUGUGUAGA
Cygnus olor (mute swan) is the source of this 4320-nucleotide messenger RNA. RefSeq names its product aminoadipate-semialdehyde dehydrogenase (gene AASDH). The transcript is spliced from 14 exons. NCBI's taxonomy places the organism in Eukaryota, Metazoa, Chordata, Aves, Anseriformes, Anatidae. Gene Ontology annotation, molecular function: protein binding. The record is from RefSeq and is a predicted model, not a curated record. The coding region runs from base 1 to 3387 and encodes 1128 amino acids. Gene Ontology annotation, biological process: amino acid activation for nonribosomal peptide biosynthetic process.